This is a messenger RNA of Cuscuta campestris, 1230 nucleotides long. The record is from the annotation of a GenBank genome assembly. NCBI's taxonomy places the organism in Eukaryota, Viridiplantae, Streptophyta, Magnoliopsida, Solanales, Convolvulaceae.
GCCUCACACAGUUCUUUGGGGUGACUCUAGCAGAUAACUUUGGAAAGUACCUUGGCUUACCCUCCUUUCUAUGUCGGAAUAAGACCGAAGUAUUUACUUACAUAGCUGAUAAAAUUCUCCCUAAAAAAUUUGGGGGUCUCGGUUUUAAAAAUCUCCACGGGUUCAAUAUUGCUAUGUUGGGAAAGCAAGGCUGGAGAUUCCUCACUAAACCUGAUGCCUUGGUGUCUCGGGUCUUCAAAGCAAGAGAGAGUGGUUUCUGGAACUUGGAGCUACUGCAUCAGCUGUUCGACCAAAGGGACAUUGAUUUAAUCCUAAAAAUUUCUCCAGACAUGAAUAGGGGUGAUCGGUGGUUUUGGGCUGGACAGCCGCAUGGGCAGUACACAGUGAAGGAUGCCUAUCGUAAAUUCAUGGGUGAGGCAGAUUCUGCACUUGGUUUUUCAAAUUGGGGACGUCUUUGGAAGAUCCCGGUGGCCAUGAAAGUGAAGGUUUGUUUAUGGCGCGCUCUUCGAGGUAUUCUUCCAACCAUCCCGGCUCUUAAUUCUAAAGGUUUGGAUCUUGAUAAUUCCUGUCCGGUGUGUGGCCAAUCUGGAGAGUGACUUGAACAUGUUUUUCUCCGGUGCCGUUUAGCAGAUGGAGUGUGGAGGAGUCCGCAUAUUGGAGGAGAUAGAAAUCUGACUUUUGGGGCUUGGUUCCAGCGGCAGUCCGAGGUUUGUACUCUUGAUGGGCUACAGAUUGUGGCUUGGGCUAUUUGGGCACUCUGGAAAACUCGAAACACCGCUGUCUGGGAACGGCGUGUGGUAAUGCCGCAGGUUGUGGUUCAAAUGAUUCACUCCAUGAUGGAAAGAUGGAGGAGCAGAUUUGAUGAUACUGGACAGGAGGGAGCCGUCCUUCCCCUGCGUGUUCGUCGGCCAGGUGUGUUGCAGUGUUUUGUGGAUGCAAGCCUUUUCCCGCAGACUGGACGUGUUGGCUUUGGUGGAAUUCUUCUUACCCCCGAGGGCCAUUUUCAGGCAGCGUGUAAUGGUCCUCUUUGUUGUGUUCAAGAUCCAUUGGUGGCGGAAGCUUUGGCAUGUCGUGAAGUACUUUUGUGGCUAAGACGGCGUGGUGUGCGUGAGGUCGAGCUUUUUUCGGAUUGUCUUAGAGUGGUGCAGUUGCUUUGUCAAGAGGUAAGUCCCGAUAUUCCUUCAUACUUCGGGGGCGCCAUUGAUGGUUGUAGGGCUAUUUUAGUUGAGU